GCAAAUUCGUCGUCAAUUUUUUGCUAACUGCUUCGUUAUUUUUUUCCCCUUUUUUUUUGCGCCUUUUUUUUUGCCCCUUCUUUUUGCCCUUCUUUUUGCCGCUGCGCAAAACGGCACGGGCGCGGAGAGACAGCCGGGUGACCGCGGGAGAGACACUCCUCCCUUCGCUUCACGAGAGGCGAUAAGAUAAAAUUUGCCCAACCGACGAACGGUACAAAAUUGUGCCGGUGAGUACCUGCAUGUGUGGGGAGGUGGACCUGCGAGUGAACCGUCGGUCGAGCGUUUAACAGGUGGCAGGCAGCUGGUGACAGGCAACCUCGCCGCUUCCUCCUCGCUUCCCCCUCGCUUCCUCGCCGCUCCCCCCCCGCGAUGGUGCCGACGAAGCGGUACGAGUACUCCCCGCUGGAGGAAAUAUUUUUCCCCAAGCGAACCCCAAAUGUGCAGUGCCAUUCGGAUGAAGAUGCACCCCUGGGAGACGAACGGGGAAAGCGGCGGGCCGACAUCAACCGGAUAAAGGACAGCCUACUGCAGCCGGAGCUCUCCCUAGAGUUGUGCCAGCGGAAAAAAAAUUACUACAAUAGCACGAGGCACGCAAGCCAUGUGCAGAGCUACUUGUUCUUUUACGACUACCGCAAGUGCUUUCAUAACUUGGAGGGGAAGAUCUUCAUCGACGGGCACCCCGUGCGGAUAUGGGACGACGGCACGAAGCGAGACCCACGGCUGAAGGAAGACAUCCCCGUGCAGAACUAUAACUCCUUCGUCUACGCGUAUAACCUGUAG
This is a messenger RNA of Plasmodium vivax (malaria parasite P. vivax), 780 nucleotides long. RefSeq lists its product as hypothetical. Lineage: Eukaryota; Apicomplexa; Aconoidasida; Haemosporida; Plasmodiidae. The record is from RefSeq and is a predicted model, not a curated record. Bases 370 to 780 code for a protein of 136 amino acids. The transcript has 2 exons.